UCCUCCAUGAGUGAACAUCGCUGUGUUCCGCUCUCCUCACCAUCACUGUGCCUCACUCCCUCAACAACUUGUCGAGUUUAAACACGUAUUUAACGAGUAUAUAUUUGUAGAGCAAAAACAGAAUAAUUACUAAGAUACGGAUAUUUUGUGUAACUUUAGAGAGGAGAUAAUGAGAAGUGGUUGACCCCACCACCUGCUUGCUAGUGCCAGACACACAAGAAUUACCCACCUACAAAAAAAGUCUACAAGAGAAACCUGUCGCCAGUAUCUGGUCUAUGAGAGCAGCAGUGCUCAGUCACCUGCUACACUGAGAGUUGAGUGGCGGUGGAGCAAGUGAGAGUGGUGCAGCGCCCCACCCCAGACAAGGUCAGCCCUCUCCACCUCUAGCAAGAGUAGGUGGGCAGGAUCACUGCGGCGGAAGGUGCAGAGGGUAGCGGAAGCCUCCGUCCAGCACCAACAUGAGGGUAAGAGCCCACAGCAGCCAGGAGAGCGGCCAGGGGCGCCCUCACACCACCUAGUGCCGCCAUCAUACGCCGCCUUCGUCAGCAGCAAGUGCAGCAGCAGGAGCCAGAGUCUGAGUGGUCAUCCUGAGUGUGUACUUGCCUGAAACCCUGCCUUCAGAAGACAACUUUGGAGUGUGGUGCUGAUAUUGCCUCUCCUCCAGUGUUGCAGCCUCUUACAAUGGUAGACAACCCGAUGUACGCCCGCAACCAUGACCUUAUGGCUGGUUCUGCAAGCUUUACAAUUGGUGGUGCCACAGUGAGUUCAGUAUCAGAUGGAUCGACUAGAUACAUACUGCGUGACUCUGCACCAAUACACAAUAACCGUCUAAAUGUCAUGAGCAGAAGCCACAAUGAAAGACUACACCAUGCCCUUAGGACACCCACCCCAGAAACCUCAAGAUAUGAACCUAACUUCAUGUUAAGUUCCCAACUCUCAGAAUACCCAAAAUAUGACUCUUGCUACACAAUGCGAUCAGCCUCUCCAAGAACCUUGCGCAAGUCUGAAUCUAGAUACAUGGUUCGGCCAAAAAUUCGUACAGGAACCAAACAAUUUGACCCAAGAUUAAUACUACAGCCACCAACACCUGAGCUUCCCCGAAGUUAUGGAUCCAAGCACAGUGAUGGGCUGGGAAAGGAACGGAAGGAGGUCGAGCCAGGCACUCUAUACGACUCAUAUUGGCACAUUCCUCGAGCUUCACUCUGGUGUUCACACAAAGGCUGUGUGUAUGAUUCACAGCCUUGUAAAGAAUGCCAGUGGAAGGAAGAAUGCUCAUCAACAUGUUCAUCCAUCAAUCCCCCACCAACAUUUACAGCACUUGACAACUACCGCCCAGUCAGACCACGCCCUAAAUGCCACCAGUGUAGCUGUGGCAUCAUCUUUGCCAUUACUACAGUUUUUUCACUUUUAGUUCUUCUGCUAAUAACAGGCUUCAUUCUCUAUAUUGAAAUGGUCCUGAAGCAUCAAACAGCGACAGUUACAGACCGGAUGUAAAACAAGAAGCAUUUCUCUCAUGUGUCAUGAUAGCAUAUGAAAGUCCUUUCAUUAUGUACAUAUACGAGAGAGAGAAAGUACAGUAUUUUAGUCUUACCAAACAGGUGUUGGUAUGAAACUAACAUUGUUAGGAGCCCUCUGCUUCUUAUACCAAAGAUUUACAAUCAUUUCAAUUCAGUUCCUCAAUAUCUGACAGUAUCUCCAUUGUGUAUAUAGUCACCAAGAAGUUACUAGGAAAACCAAAAGCCUAAAUUUUGGGGUACAGUAUCUAUUUAUCCCUCUUUCAUCUACUCACUAAAAGAUUUAAAUAUUGUAAUACUGGAUAUCAAUUUAGGAUUAAAGGCAAUUUUUGAUAGUGUCCAAGAGACAAAGCAUUGUGAUCUCUUGUCUGUUAUGUAUUGUUGGCAUGUUAUAUCCUCAGCAAACAGGGAUACUGAUUGUUAAUUUAAAUUGCAGGAUUUCAUGUCUACACUAUAUGCCACUUCCACUGAGGGUCUUAAGCUGACAUUAAUUUCAUCAGACUCAUUUUAUAUACAAAGACUAGCAGAUUUAUUUAAUAUCUUAUAAUUCAACAUGACUAGUCUCUUUGUUUAUAUAAAUUAAUAGUAUGAUGAAGCUGUUCACUUGCCAGCUACAGUUUUGUACUUCAUACACCAAAAAAAAAAAAAAAAAAAAAAGACCUGUUUGACUAGGAAAAGUAUAUCUAAGCAUUACAAGAAAAAAAAAAGUCAUUCCUCCAUAGUAAAGCCAAAGGAAGUUGUCUCUUCACUGUCAAUAAUAUAAGAAAAUCCAGCAGUUGGUAAACAUUUCCUAGGAAUUUCGGCUGAUGACAGUAAGUUACUUUUAACUGAAAGACUGAUUAUUACUAUAUUAUUACUAUUAUUAUAAUUACCAUUAAACAUGAGUGGCAUGAGUACCCAGGGCAGGAAAAGUAUACAAAGAAGAAAUUUAAAUUAAAAAUAUUAACAUAUCAAUGCGCUCGAUAUGGUUGAAUAUGCAUCAUCAAAUACUGGUAUGAAUCAUAACACUUAUACAUUGCAAGCCCAAUAUUUUGUAGCAUUACGGCCAAUGCAGUAUUGUACUUUACUGUAAUACUGUACAGUACUAACCAGUACCUUAAUAAUAUAAAAUCACUGUGUGAAGUCUUGCAUUACUCUUUUGAACAUUAUAUGUUAGUUUAAAAUUAAUCUGUGGCAUUAUUCCAUUAACUGUGGAUCAUGACUUACUGAUAUAUUAGCCUCAAUCUUAAUUUUACAAACUAGAUUGAUAUAUCUAGAAACAUAAUGUGUAAAUAAUUUUUCAUGCAGUUCUUCCUAUUUAAUUUCAAACACAGUUAAAAAACUAUUGGGUAAUUAUCCUUUUUUUUUAUUCUAAGGUCAUCUGGGUAUUAGGUAAAAGUGCCAAAACCUAUGUAAAUAGCAAAUCAAUCUAUAAAGACAACUGCCCUAUGUAUAAUCUUAAUUUGGCAUAAUUAUCAUACAUCAUGUCACUUAAGUUUUAUAUGAAAUAUGGAUCUUAUUUAGCUAGUCUUCAGUAAAAAAAAUUCAUUUAACCUUUCAAGGUAGACCUGCAAAGUGCUAAAAAUUAAAAAUUAUUACAAAAAUAACAAUAUUCACAUUACCCUUAAGUUUGGUAAAGCUCAAGGGCUUGUAUAGUCCAAAUAUACUUGGAAUACGAGAAAACAACAAAAAAAUAAUAGUAGUUUUCCUGCUUUAUGAUAAGGAUGGACUUUUGUAAAUUUGAACUGGUGGCCCAUGCUGAUAUUGUCAGGUAGUUAUCUGUGAUUAUCAGUCAUUCCAAUGACUGUCAUUUAGUGACUUACGUCAACUUUGUUAUUGAUGUGUAGUUAGGAUUUAUGUUAUUCCAUGAAUACGAUUUUCAAUAAGCUACUUUUCAAUGACUAAAUUUACCGUUUUUUUUUUAUAGUACAUUAGGUAAAUGACAGCACUGAUUAUGUCAGCCUUUGAGAAGGGGCAUACAUCACAAUCCCAUGACCCACCGAACUUCAACAUUCUCACCCAUCUUUCAUUCACCAGAUCUCAAGUCCAGUUAGCCAGUUUUCCAGAAUCCCUUCAUAUAUAUUACCUUGCUCACACCAAAACACUUUUCUUCACUCACGACGCUCGAAACACUUUCACAAAUGACCGCUGGAUGCUGAAACCUCUGCCAUUCAAAACCUUCAUCACCCCCUCUCCUCUUUAAAUUAUAAAUACCUAACAUACUAAUAAACUUCUUUCUAAUCUCUAUGCUUCUUAUUCUCAGCAUAAUAUUUACAAUACACACUGAUCUCAAAUAUAACAUCUCCACUGCCUCCAGCUUCCUCACUGCAAUAUUUAAAGGCUAUGCUUUAUAUCCACAUAAAAUUGAUGGUAUAUAUAAAUAAUGAGAUAUUCGUCUCACUGCCUCUAAUAAUCCUUUUUUUUUCUACAAAUGUUUCAAAACUUCACCUGCGUUUCUUCCAAAGUCCAUUUUUUCAGCUUGUUUUUCAGUGGCCCAUUUGCCACUUCAUGCACUUCAAAUAUCUACAUACAUUCACCUCCUCAUUACUCUAUCCUUCAAAUCUUUCAUUUUUUUAUUUAUUUUUCUUAUUCUAAUACCUUGCUCUUGCCUAUGUUCAUUUUCAACUUUCUUUUACACUCACUCCCAAACUCCUCCAUCAGCUUUUGGAAUUCUCUUCACAAUCCCUCACAAGCACAGUGGAACUGUGUUAUUCCAGUCAUGGUACAGUAUUGUGCCUUUUUAUUCUUUAAGAGUAUACAUAUAUACAUAUGUAAAUGUAUGAAAUAUAACCACAGUGAAAAGUAAAACCAGUAUUAUUACAAGUGCUUUAGUGAUUUCUCAUAUGAAGAAGGAACAGUGAGAUCAUGAAAGUGUUUGGCAUAAUACUGUUUUUCACUGUGGUUAUAUUGCAUAUCAAGAUAUCAUCUGUUUCUUGUGAUCUUAUUGCAUAUGUAAAUAUAUAUGCAUAUAUACAUAUAGUGACAUCUAAACUUUCAUAUCUGGACACCUCUGCAAAGACAGUGAUUAUGUGUGAAUGAUGGUGAAAGUGUUUCUUUUUUGGGUCACCCUGCCUUGGUGGGAGACAGCCAACGUGUUAAAAAAAAAUAUAUACAUAUACCAUUCACUGUGGUUAUACUACACAUACAUUACACAUUUUUUCUCAAUAAAUUUUACAUCUUAUAUGCCAAAUACUAAAUACAUAUGAAAUUUUACUUUAUGGACAAUAAUACCAUAAAAUCUCAUUACAUUCUCCACAUAUUCAAACCUUCCCACAAUAUUUCAUGGAAAAACGUUUACUACCAUCUAUAUAUGAGCUACUUUUCAGCACAAUGACCAAAAGGUUUGUGAUUUCAAAGGGUUAGUAUUAUCUCAUUUUACAUACAUUUAGAUAUGUUGUAAUUAUCAUAAGAACAAUGUAUAAUAUAUGUCAUACAUAGUUUAAGAGCCUGGCAUUCAAUAACUCACUGUACCUUGUUUUGUACCCUAUUUAAAAAAAAAAUGAAAAAUAGGCAAAUAAAUAUAUAGCUGGUGCUUUUACAUUUAUUACAGAGAUUUCACAGCAAGUUUCUGGUUAAUCCUUCUAUAAAAUGUUUAAUUUUUUAGUAAAUAUAAAGCUAUACCUGGAGGGUGUUCUGGGUGUCAAUGCCCCCAGGGCCUGGUCCAUGAAUAUUUAGUAGCUGUACAACUACUAAAUAUAUAUAUAUUUUACAUAUUUUAUAUGAUGCCUCCCAGUACUAAUAUCUAGACUCUGUGAAAGUUCUGUAAUAGCUACCAUCCUAUCACAGUAUCACUCAUUGUAGCACGUAUUAAUGCAUGAUGUAAAAAACAUAUGUGUGUGAAUUUGCUUUUCUGUGAAGAGCAUUUGUUAUGUGACUAAAUAAAUUAUAAAAGAGUAAUAGAUUUUUAAUGAGCCCAUUCAUACUGGUUUCAACUAUCUACGAAUAAAUCUUUUUUACCUCAUAGGCUAUCUCUCGUCAAGGUAUUGUGA
Messenger RNA from Cherax quadricarinatus, 5482 nucleotides. NCBI's taxonomy places the organism in Eukaryota, Metazoa, Arthropoda, Malacostraca, Decapoda, Parastacidae. The record is from RefSeq and is a predicted model, not a curated record.